AUGACAGAAAUAACCUUUCUUGGUCAUCUUAUCUCUGCUGAUGGAAUCAAGCCAGAUCCUCGCAAAAUCGAAGCUAUCCUGAAGAUGCCAACUCCAACUAGCAAAACAGAGCUACAAAGAUUUCUGGGAAUGAUUAAUUAUCUCGGUAAAUUCCUGCCAAAUCUGUCGAAAGAAACAGCACCACUGCGUCAACUACUCGAGAAAAAUGUCCAAUGGCGCUUCGAACAGCCACACGAAACAGCAAUAAACACGCUGAAGAAGAUGAUUACCAGCAGUCCAGUGUUAGCUUAUUAUGAACCGAAACUACCCACACGAGUCACCACAGAUGCAUCGAAAGCAGGCCUUGGAGCAGUUCUGGAACAGAACUAUGAUGGCGAAUGGAAACCAGUUGCAUUUGCCAUCAGAGCCAUGACUCAAUGUGAGCAACAUUACGCACAGAUUGAGAAGGAAACACUCGCUAUAGUAUUUGCCUGCGAACGAUUUCAUGAAUACACCUAUGGAAAGCGGGUUAUAAUACGAUCAGAUCACAAGCCAUUGAAGGCAAUUUUUCCAAACCGGUCAACAAAGCACCCCCAAGAAUCCAGAGAUUCCUGCUACGACUUCAGAAAUAUGAUCUUGGAGUUGAAUUUACCCCAGGAAGUGAGAUUCCUGUAGCCGGCACACUCAGCAGAGCAUAUCUCAAUCAUCAAGUCAAACCAGAAGUUCCAGAACAAGAAAUUCGAUGUCACGUCCACUCCAUAGUCAAGAGUCUACCAGUGUCCAUGUCCAAACUAGAUGAGCUCAAGAGAGAAACUGCAAAGGAUGAAAACCUGCAGAAAUUGAAGUUGUUCAUUCGAGAAGGAUGGUCUAAUGACAAAAAGACAGUUCCAGAUGCAGUCAAGCCAUACCUAACCCAUCUAGAUGAAAUUUCAGAAGCAGAAGACAUCAUGCUAAGGGGCAGUCGCAUCAUUGUGCCAACGUCAGUGAGGAGAGAGAUGAAGAGCCGGAUACAUGAAGGGUAUCUAGGCAUAGAAAGGUGCAAAGCUCGUGCUCGAGAAGCUUUGUAUUGGCCUGGCAUGUCUUCUGAGAUCACUGAAAUGAUUUCACGAUGCAGCACCUGUCUUGAAUUUAGACGAAAACAUCAACGAGAACCAAUGUAACCGUUGCCACCAGCAACUGAAGCUUGGACAAGAGUUGGAACUGAUUUGUUCACGAUGCAAGGCAAAGAUUACCUCCUCGUAGUUGAUUAUUUACACCAAUUACCCAAAAAUUAGUCUUUUGCCAGACACCACCAGCUCCACCGUAAUCAAGCACGUUAAAUCGAUAUUCGCGAGACACGGCAUUCCGAGAGUUGUUAUAUCGGACAAUGGUCCGCAAUAUUCAAGCAAGGAAUUUCAAGAAUUUGCAAAGAAAUGGGAAUUUCAGCACAUUAAAUCUAGUCCUUAUCAUCCUGAAGCAAAUGGCAAAGCUGAACGCACAGUUCAAACAAUAAAGUCACUAACGAAGAAGACUUCUAGAGAUGAAGAAGAUCCAUAUCUAGCAUUGAUGAAUUUCAGAGCAUGUCCGGGUCCGGAUGGAUCACCAGCACCAACCACCAUGUUGAUGAAUCGAAAGUUACGUACAAGACUACCAAGACUGAAGCAAGAAACAUUGCACCUGAACAAAUCUGUACUAGAGAAACAACAGAAACAGAAACAAUAUUAUGAUGUCAAGACAAAGUCCCUUCGUCCUCUUGCCGAGGGAUCAACGGUAAGGAUUCAGCAUGGAAAAAGCUGGAACUCCAUGGCACAAGUAAUGAAGAAGGCAGAUACGCCUAGAUCUUACAUCUUACAAGAUGAAACAGGCAGAUUAUUAAGAAGAAAUAGGAGAGAUCUUCUGCGCACAGAUGAAAGCUUUAUCGGAAAAGGUCCACAAGAUUUGGGAGACAAUGAAAUGGAAGUGAUGGAACCAGCAACAUCUGAUACUCAAAUCCACUGCUAUUGCCCAAGAACCUACAACGUGUUCUUCCAUUCCUUCAACGUGUUCUUCCAUUCCUGUUGCGGACCAGAAGUCCCCGUAUAA
Messenger RNA from Paramuricea clavata, 2040 nucleotides. Lineage: Eukaryota; Metazoa; Cnidaria; Anthozoa; Malacalcyonacea; Plexauridae. The record is from the annotation of a GenBank genome assembly.